Myotis myotis is the source of this 2158-nucleotide messenger RNA. It is a transcript of the gene LIPH, whose product is annotated as lipase H. Gene Ontology annotation, biological process: lipid metabolic process. Bases 694 to 1920 code for a protein of 408 amino acids. The transcript is spliced from 12 exons. The record is from RefSeq and is a predicted model, not a curated record. Gene Ontology annotation, molecular function: carboxylic ester hydrolase activity; lipase activity. Lineage: Eukaryota; Metazoa; Chordata; Mammalia; Chiroptera; Vespertilionidae.
GAGCAAAGCCCUCAGUUGAAACUCUAAGGCUCUGGGAAGGAAAUCAUUCUUGUGACUGUGACGCACUCUCUCCAGUCCCCAUAUGCUGAGAUUAUGCUUCUUCAUCAGCUUGAUGUGCUUGGUGAGAUCAGGUUCCUUCAAUUUAGAACAUUUUUCCAGCCUUUGAGAUUUAUGACAUUGACCUUUUUAAAGAAAUAGAAUAUUCCUCAUUUUGUGUUUGUCUGAUUUUUCCUCAUGGUUAGUUUCGGGUUACGCAUUCCCCACCAAAAUACUGCAUAGGUGAUGUUGUGUCCUUCUCAGUGCAUUUUAGCUAGAGGCACAUGCUGUCCAUCUACCCCUCACUGGUAGUGUUCAUUUGGACAAUCUAGUCAAGGUGUUGUUCCGUUUUUCCACCAUAUAUUACUACUUUGUCCCUAAUCACUCAUAAGCAAUCUGUGGGAGACAUUUUAAGAGAACACAUACAUGCGCCUCCUCAGAACCCACCGCCACUCAGCUCAGCACCCAUUGAUGAUUCUUGCCUAACCAGUCCUUGUUUUGACGAUUGCAAAAUGAUUGGUAGCAGCUCCAGCAUUCACUCCACAUCUACCAGUCGGCAUUCAGCCUUAUACUGGAAACACAGAUGAAACAUGUCCUUCAUUCACCCGACUGAGCUUCCACAGUGCAGUGGUUGGUACGGGACUCCAGGUAAAGUUGAUGCUCUACACAAGGAGAGACCCGACCUGCGCACAAGUCAUCAACUCCACAGCUUUGGGGAACUUGAAUGUGACCAAGAGAACCACCUUCAUUAUCCAUGGAUUCAGGCCAACAGGCUCCCCUCCCGUUUGGAUAGGGGACUUAGUAGAGGGUUUGCUCUCCGUAGAGGACAUGAACGUGGUUGUUGUUGAUUGGAAUCGAGGAGCUACAACGAUAUUAUACAACAGUGCUGCUGAUAAGACCAGAAAAGUAGCAACAGUCUUGAAGAAAUUUAUCGAUCACCUGUUGAUAAAAGGAGCAUCUCUUGACGACAUUUACAUGAUUGGAGUAAGUCUAGGAGCCCACAUAUCUGGGUUUGUUGGAGAGGAGUACAAUGGGAAGCUGGGGAGAAUUACAGGCCUCGACCCUGCUGGCCCUUUAUUCAACGGGAAACCGCCCGAGGACAGAUUAGAUCCCAGCGAUGCACAGUUCGUUGACGUCAUCCAUUCCGACAUUGAUGCACUAGGCUACAAGGAACCAUUAGGAAACAUAGACUUCUAUCCAAAUGGAGGAUUGGAUCAACCUGGUUGUCCCAAAACAAUAUUUGGAGGAAUGCAGUACUUUAAAUGUGACCACCAGAAGUCCGUGUACCUGUACCUCUCUUCCCUGACAGAGAACUGCACUGUCACUGCGUAUCCCUGCGACUCCUACCGGGAUUAUAGGAACGGCAAGUGUGUCAGCUGUGGCACACCACAAAAGGAGUCCUGUCCACUUCUGGGCUAUUAUGCUGAUAAUUGGAAAGACUAUCUAACGGAGAAAGACCCUCCUAUGACUAAAGCGUACUUUGACACAGCUGAGGAGAAACCGUUCUGCAUAUAUCAUUACUUUGUGGAUAUUAUAACUUGGAACAAGAACAUAAGAAGAGGGUCCAUUACAAUCAAAUUGAAAGACAAAGCUGGAAAUACCACAGAAUCCAAAAUUGAUCAUGAACCUGCAACAUUCCAGAAAUACCACCAAGUGAGUCUGCUUGCGAGGUUCAGUCGAGACCUGGAUAAAGUGGCAGCCAUUUCCCUGGUGUUCUCUACAGGAUCUGUAGUAGGCCCGAGGUACAAGCUCAGGAUUCUCCGAAUGAAGUUAAGGUCACUUGCCCAUCCGGAGAGGCCCCAGUUGUGUAGGUAUGACCUUGUUCUGAUGGAAAACAUUGAAACCGUCUUCCAACCUAUUCUUUGCCCAAAGUUGCAAUUGUAACUGUUGUCAGGACACAUGAGCACCAAGGAACAUCAAGAAAGCUAUGGCCGGCUUUCUGAGAGCUUCGCCUUCCUCACCGUCUCCUCCAGGCACAAAAAGUCCCUGUGGUUCCCCUCCGACUUGGCUGAGCUGCGGGAGCUCUCCGAGGUGCUUCGAGACUACCGGAGGGAGCACCAGGCCUACGUGUUCCUGCUCUUCUGCAGUGCCUACCUCUACAAACAGUGCUUUGCCAUCCCGG